GGCACCAUGAUGCCGGGCGAGACCCAUUCGGCGGCGCCGGCGACGGCGGCGGACCUCUCGCGCUGUCAGGGCUGCGCCUCUCUGCAGCAGAAUUUGAAUGAAUACGUUGAUGCAUUAAUUACCUUGAAGCAAAAAAUUAUUAACACCGAUAAUUUGUUAACAGAAUAUCAGAAGAAAUGUGAUGAGCUGCAGUUUGCAAGAAGAGAGAAUAGUACUCUGCAUCACCAAGUGGAACAGAUGCUUCAAAAAAUUUCUCCUCUGCAGAAAUGUCAGGAAGAACUGGGAUUUUUAAAAGCCGAAUUGGAAGAGAAAAAGAGUUCUCUAAAGUUGUAUCAGGACACUCAUCAGGAAUAUGCUCGUGUGAAAGAAGAAUGCUUAAAAACUGAUGCUCAGAAGAAGAAGCUAGAAGCCAAAGUGAAGAAGCUGGAAGAGGCUGCUGUCAAGCAAACUCAGGACUUCAAGCAACUAAGGAAUGAAAAGAAAAUACUUGAAAAGGAAUUUAAGAAGACACAGGAAAGACUCGAUGAAUUUUCUAAGCAGAAAAAUGAAAGGGAACUGAGACAUAUUGGAACACAAAUUUCAAGUGAUUCUUACGGAAGCAUCGAUAAAAGGAAGGUAAAACUGCUUCUGAAGGAGCUCUGGCUGUGCAUCAACACCACACACAGACUCCCUGGUGAGGGCGGCAGAUGCAUCCCAGAAAAACCUGCCCAAGAAUACUGCAGAUCCAUAGAGUCCGGGGAAGAUGGGGUGCCCCCUGCAGCAGAUGGCAGCCCCGUCCGCACCUCAGCAGUGCAGACGUGCCUGGCAGAACUGUCUAUGGAGAUCGAGGGUGACUUCUCUGCCUGUGAGGACGUGGGCAGAGCAGCAGGUCGCGACAAUGGCCUCUCUCAAGAGGACCUGAAUCCUGAGGCUGCGGCGUGGAAGAGUGGGGCUCAGGGCCCAGGUUUCGACGAGGACCUCCAGGCUGCGGUUGACUUCUUCAGGCUGCCUCCGCCUCUGCUGUCCCCAGUGCCCUCCCCGCCGCUGGCGUCGCCGCCUCACCUGGGCGUCUCACCCUCCCUGCUUGCACCUGAACCCUUCUUUGGAGAGGGUGCUGACUCCAGCGAUUAUGACUUGGCCCCACGUAGGAACUCGGAGCCUGUGGCCAAAGAAGAUCCGCCUGAGGCCCAGGACCGCUGUGGCUUAUCUGGAGAGAGGAAAGGAGCUGGAGCCUGGGAGGAGCGGCCCCACACCCGCAAGGCCGCCCCAGCUCUCAGCGCGGGGACCACGCUCGGCUUUGGGACCUUCGCAGCAACCCUGAGGGGGCCCGCAGCCUCAUUCACCUUCGCUCAGGAGCAGCUCUGGACCGUGUCCUCUGAGCUUGGGAGUGGGAGAGAGAAGGGUGUUGUGGACGAGCCGGGCAGGCACAGAGAGGUCGGGCAGAAGGACAGGUUGGUGCCCACAGUGUGGACACGUCCUAGAGCGCUGGGCGGUGAGCCUGCUGAGAUGCUGUCGGGCGGCCUGGCUCAAGAGGAGGGUGUGGCUCGUGGUCAGUCAGACCCACGUCCCCCUGCCCUGGGCCUGCAGCCGCUCAGGGAGCCCGGGGCACCUGAUGGGAAGACCCUGCUGAUCCCAGGGAUCGAAUCACCCAAGUUAGAGCUGGCCAGGUGGACGCUCACUGAUGGAACUGCUUCAGAAUCAGGGCAGCAGUCAGCCUCUGGUCAUUUCCAGGGACAGCCUAGAGCCUUGGAAAAGGAAAGAGGAGCCACGCAGGGGUGCAUUUUGGGCGCGCCCCCCACCCCGGGAGCCACGGGGCUCGGCCUGGGAGAUGUGUGGUCUUGCUCCUCGGCUUCAGGCCCCUCCCCUCUCUGUGGCCGCCACCCAUCUCCCUCGGGGCUGGAGGAUGGCGGUGGUCCCGCUGUUCCCCCUGCCGUCAGCCCUCCCCGCCCUCGCGGCUCAGAGCAGACCGCACCCGCUGCCAGGGUGACUGCGGUGGAGGUGCCCCCCGAACCCCCGGGGUGCUCCUCAGGAGGGGCCCGUCUCGAGAGCAGCUUCCCGACUCUGAGUCCCGUGUCAGGGGUGUCUGGUCCUUUUGGUCAGAGGAGCGGGCCGCUGGGAUGCGCAGCCUUUGUGAAGGACUUCAGCGAUGCCCGCUCGCUCCCGCAGCCUCUGUUCCCCCCGCGCUCGGCGUUCCCUGGAUCGGCCGGCAUUGGACUAGCUGCGGGGCAGGCGCUGAGGGUGGAGCUCGCGCCCGCUCGGACAGGUUUCAGAGCGUCGCCGGGGCCUGCGUCCAGCUUGGUCAGGAGCAGCUUCGGCUUUGGCAGGAGCGCUUCCUGGCACCACAGUGACCUCUUGCGGCGGGGCGGUGAGGCCAGGCCCCGGGCCGCGUGGUCUUCGGAGGGCAGUGGGUCGGCGUCCGUGUUUGCCGGCGAGGACCGCAGUCCUGCUGCGCCCCAGGCCCCCACAUCCGUGCUGCCCAAUCAGGUGUCGGUGAUCACCAGGCAGGCACGGCCUGGUCCCGCACAGCCUGCCCGCCCGGAACCCCUGGCGCCCCACAGUGACACCCGGGCUGGCUGGCCAGGGUGUGGAGCGCAGCGUGGCAGGGAGAGGGGGUCCCCCAUGCAGAGCAGCGCUCGGAGCCCUGCCUCAGGAGCCCCCGCCUCCUGGGGAAGGUUAGAUUUUGAUGCUCUAAGAGGUUCUUUCCCAGUAGAAAAUUCCCAUCAUCCUACAGACUGUAAAUCCUCAUUCUCUUCUGAGAACAUCCCAGUCCCAAACCGGGACGCUGUGACGGGUGCUGCGGUGCAGGAAGAGGCGCAGAAGCGGAGUCCCGGUCUUGUGGCCACAGGCGUGGACACGGCCAGCUUGGAUGUAGAUAAACGUCCAGACACGGAGCUGACUCUCUCCAGAGGUUUUCCUGCUGGAAAGGCAGUCAGGUGCCCUGGGGCAGCUCUGGCGGUUUCACAGGCCCCGCCUGCCCUACAGCAUGGCCUGAAGGAACACCUGCAGCUGGAGUCUGCGAGUUCUGGCCACACGCCUCCUGAAGGCCUGGGCGCCGCUAAGACCGCGUCUCCACGCACUGCCCCGUGCUGUUACAGUGGCAUCCGGGAGGCGGGCGGAGGCGACACUGAGGUGGAGGAGAGCGAGGCGCCCAGCGGCAGCGAGGGAGAGCCCGAGCCCGAGCCGGACCCGCACAGUGGGCACCCCAGGUGGGGUGCGGGGGCUGCAGAGGCUGGGCCUUCUGUCGAGGUGGGCUCCCUGACCUCAGCUCUGCAGGACUUCAACAUCAGCACGCUCUCUGAGAUGGACAGGCUGUCCACGUCCGAGGUUGCCAUGUUUCUUGAAAGCUGUCAGCUGAGAGACUGUAGCUCAGCGGACUCCGUUUCAGAAUGUUCUAGCAAAGGAACACUGACUAGAGGAAUGAAGGAGGAUUUGAAGCACAGCAGACCAUCAGGAGAAGGGCAUGGAAGUCAGCUCUGUGAAGAGGAAGCGCUGGAGACCUCUGAAGAGUGGGUGGAGUCGGAGGAAGACGACUGUCCUUUGCGGGCUCAGCUCCCUCGCUGCUCCCUGGAGACGCUGUCCGAGGUGCUCACCAGGCUCGGGCAGGAGAUGCAGGCCAGCCAGGAGGACAGCGAGGCGGAGGAGGCUGCGGGGCUUCUGCUCCUCAGAGGGCCUGAGAGCGCGAUGGCAGAGCACUUCCAGCAGCAACUGCCACCUCUGGACACAGCCAUCACUGCCUCGCCCACGCCAAGGGCCGGCGUGCACACUACUCAGGGUGGCUCUCCUGCCCGUGCUGAACCCGGCUGUGAACGCGUGCAAAGCACGCCUGAGGGCCUUGUGGACGCGGUCGGGCCGGCAGGCAACAGGGAGGAGGUCCAGUCAGAACCCACAGAGCCCUCGGUCCCCACCACUGACCCGGGGUCGGGGCCAGAAGAGGUGAGGCUCCAGUGUCAGAUCUCCACGGUGACCUCUGAGGUCAUCAACGUGCUCUUCAACAAGGAUCAGAACCUAGUCAUUGAGAAAGGGGACAACUGGACCAUCAUCAACGGGGUGGCGCUCAUGCCGGAGCUGGGCCAGGUGAUCCUGUGUGACGCCCCGGAGGACCCCCCCCUUUCCACCCAUCCGGAAGAGCUGGCGGCUGGUUUCCUUUUGGUUCCUCCCGUGGAGAGGUCCCCAGAGGCUGGUUGCCCUGGCUCACCUCUUCAGGAGCCCCCGUGUGCCCACAGUGCAACUGGAACCCAGGAGGAUAUCUCAAGCAGCGGGCAGAGUGGUAACUUUGAUAAAAGUCGUUUGCGAAACAGACCUGUUAAACCCAGCGUGAGGAUCAGCUCUGAGAUAUACGAUCAGAACUUUGAGUCGCAGACUGCUCCAUUUGAUCACACUUAUUAUAACUCGAAACUGGAGCCACUGGGCAAAAACAAGAAUCGAUCAAAGGUUUCAAACAGAGAUCAGUCCAACAAGCCAGUCAAGACUCUGGCAUCAGGCCAAGUUGAAACCGCUCAGCGUGAAGUCUCUCCGUCGUCUUCAGGGGACAGAGGUCACGGAAAACCCCAGAGAAGUCACACGCAGACCAUCCUGGCCAAUGCCGACACGUCCACACCUGCAGACUGCUGCGUGGACACGCUGAGCAAGAUACGGCAGGAGGUGGGCCCCCCACUGCCCCCGCUGCUGGCCCCCCUGAUCGCCACGCCGCCGAGGACGUCCCGGCUGGCAUCUCCCCUCAUCUCCAGCUCCAGCCCCUCCUCGCCACUGUCCCCACUCUGCCCAACAUCCCCGUCGUCCGAGCCCCUGGCGCCUCCUGUGGCGUCCCCGCUGCUGGAGGAACCAGGACCCUGCUCUCCUCCGUGUGCCUCCCCAUCCCCAUCGUCCGCGCCGGCCGGAGACAGGGUCUUGUCGUCUCCACUGCAGUUCUGCGCAGCAACCCCAAAGCACGCCCUCCCAGUGCCCGGCCGCCUGCCCCCACUUGCACCUGCCCAUCCUGCGGUGACAGCGCCCCCAGAGAACUCUGUGAAGAUCCUGGACACCAUGUACCCAGAGCUGUCUGCCCGGGCCCGCACCCUCAACAUCCUCAAAGGGAACAUCCAGCUCACGCGUGGCCCGCCGGCCGAUCGUAAAGGCCUGUCGGGGCCUGUGGGCACCAUCACAGGCUUCCAAGCCAUCGCUUCCAGCUCCACCGCCUUCGUGAAGGCAGGGGGUAGCUCCAGCAGCGACGGCAAGCACAACAAGGCGGGAGGCCUGGGGCCUCCGCAGGACCUGGCUGGGAAAAGGACGCUGUCUGCCAGCGCACUGAGGAGCGCCAAGAGGCUGCGCCUGGACAGCGGGUCCCCAGAGCCAGAGCCCACCCUGGAGGGCAUGGGCCGCAGCCCCCGGACGGACACCCCCCAGGCUGCAGCCCUGAGCACAGAGAAGGACAGGCAUACUCUCCCAGCCUCGCAUUCCCCCCCCAGCCCUGAAGAAACCACAGAGUCCCCCGAGAGAGCCAUCGCGGAGGCCCUGAGAAAAAUCGGGGAGGCGACCUUUGACCUGUUACCUGUCAUCCGGAGUCACGUGUAUGUGGGAAACAUCUCCACAAAGCCGGUGAUGCGAGACCAGGAGAAGGACGUUGUCUACGAGUUCAGCACCACAAAAAAGCAUUUAGCAGAGAGCUUGCUUCACUCUAUCCUCUCAGAGCUGAAAAGUCAGAAGAUGUCCGUGGAGCACAGCUACAUCCACGCGCUCUGCAGGGUGUACGUUGGGGUCUGCCGGCAGCUGGGAGACCUGGAGAGGGCGCGCCUCUUCUGCUACGGCCUGCUCAAGGAAGAUUUUCCAGAGUCUGAGAAAUUGACUUUGUUCAUUGCAAACAUGUGGCAUGAUGUAUUUAUCUCUCAGUCGGUGAUUAAUAAGGCGAUGCAGCUGGUAGCCAGGCAACGCGCCAAGGGAGAAGUUCUGAACUGUUUGCGCGCCUUCCUCAAUUGGGAGAAGAAUGCGCCUGUAGAUGUUGGCUUCAUGGUUUCUAAGCUGCUUUUGACCAUACAGUUAUGUCCAAAAACAGAAUUUCAGCCCAGUGCAAGGUUUGGGGAAGACCUGAGUGAUAGCACUUGGGAGCAUGUAUGUGCCAUCGAUCUGCUCUGCUGCCAUCAGAAGUGGGUUUGGACGCACGACAACAUUAUCAGCAAGGAGCUGUGGCCUGUAAUGGAUAGGUGGAUAAAGUACAGAAAAGGGCAUCCGAACAUCGCCUACACUCCUGAUAUCAUCGUAGCGUCAGUUCUGAGGCUCAUCGGUCGUUUAGGUCAGUUGGGUCUGAAGGAAGGGUUCCCAUCUGCGGUGAAGAACAUUAGUACGGUGAUUGGUAUGUUUAUCCAGCAUGCGCAGGAUGAAGAUAUCCCAUGGGGGGUCCAGCUGGCCGCCGUGUAUGCCCUGUGCGACCUGAGCCCCAGCAACCCGGCGGAGAUCUCCAAGAUCCUGGAGGCCUGGCGCAGGGAGACGGCGCGCAGCGUCCCUGCCGCGGUGCUUGGUGCCCUGGACGAGGUGGGCGCGCUGUGCGCGGAGGGGCGAGGCUGAGCGCCCGCGCCGCGCCCAAGUGCCUUCACGCGUUUCGGGGCCGGUGGUCAGCUGGCCUCCAGGAUGCAGCCCCGGGCCCUGGGGAGAGGCUGGGCUGCACCCCCUGGGCCGAGGCCGAGACACCGGGGCUGGCCCUGAGCCACGCACGUCUCCCUUCCGGUUGUGGUGAGCACGGACGUUUGGACUGGAAUUUGUGUGUCUUGGUCAAACAACAGAAACUUGAACUUAGCCCUUUUUUGCUGCAGAAAGUGUUUUUUUUUUUCUUUUUUUGGUCGCUUUUUGAAACUGAGUGGCAUUUUGUAAUGAGUUUAAUAUAAAAACAUUAAUUUGGUUCCUGAGCCAGUUUUGGACCUUGUGCCCAAAUAACUGACUGGGAGCAAGUGUGGCGGAGGCUGAAGACUCUGCCAGUGUCCUCACCGGCAGGGGCUGCCGCUGCUCAGGAUAGAGACCCGGGGCACCUCUCCCGCCGCUCAGCCCACGCCCCGGGAGGAGAGAGCGAGCCCAGACUCGCAGAGUCUGCACCCAGCCCUGCGCAGGCGGGCCCCCGCGUGUGCCCUGUAUAUACGGACAGCCAACAAUGUGUCUCACAUUUGAUGAUAUUCCACUUUUCGGAAUUUUAGUAUUUGUACAGAGAAAAACGGGUUUAAUAACUCACCCUGGUCCUGAUUUGUCCACUAGUCAUCAUUUCUUAAAAUUCUUGUAUGUGUUUUUUUAUAAUAAAAAGUGAAAGUAAGCCAUGCACAUGAGUCCUGGUGAGUACAGAGUGACCCUUGCCCACCUUCUACUCCAGCCAAAGAUGAAGUGAGCGCCCAGUGCUGACCAAGGACAGGAGCCGCCGCCCGGGAGCCUCCUCCGUGGACACGGGCACGGACACCACGGGGUGCUCACUGCCGCACCCUCCAAGGCUUUCGGGGUUGGCAGACCCCACGCCAGCACUGCCUGGCCCUCAGUGUUGGACGUCUCCGUUUAGCUAGAGAUGUUCCCCUUAGAAAAUUACCUCUGACAACUGUUUUGUUACUCCUUCCCCCGUUUUUAAAGGAAUUAUAACAGAUGGAGAUUUAUAAAAAGAAACCUCUGCCUCGCC
Messenger RNA from Budorcas taxicolor (takin), 7600 nucleotides. RefSeq names its product interactor of little elongation complex ELL subunit 1 (gene ICE1). The record is from RefSeq and is a predicted model, not a curated record. The transcript has 19 exons. Bases 7 to 6516 code for a protein of 2169 amino acids. NCBI's taxonomy places the organism in Eukaryota, Metazoa, Chordata, Mammalia, Artiodactyla, Bovidae.